Messenger RNA from Rhagoletis pomonella (apple maggot), 3184 nucleotides. RefSeq names its product ATP-dependent RNA helicase dbp2-like. Gene Ontology annotation, cellular component: cytoplasm; ribonucleoprotein complex; nucleus. The transcript has 4 exons. The record is from RefSeq and is a predicted model, not a curated record. Gene Ontology annotation, molecular function: RNA binding; RNA helicase activity; ATP binding. NCBI's taxonomy places the organism in Eukaryota, Metazoa, Arthropoda, Insecta, Diptera, Tephritidae. The coding region runs from base 121 to 2268 and encodes 715 amino acids.
GAGAUUUUUUCAUCAGCAAUUUAAUUCUCUGUGAAGGAGGACGAAAAUAAUUUUCACAAGGGAAUUAAGGUGUAUUUUAAGUAUUUUUUUUGCUGAUAUUAACAUCAAAACUUAGGGAAAAUGUUCGAUAGACGUAACGGAGCUCCAGCUGGUGGAAUGGGCGGUAUGGGUGGCAAUGCUGGUGGCGGCGGCUAUCGUGAUCAGCAACGCGGAGGUCCAAUGCGUGGCAAUGGUAUUGCACGUCCUCGUCCUGCACCUUAUGCUCGCGGUGGCAUCGGUGGCAAUGGUGCUCCGUUUAGAGGUGGGCCGCCACGUGGCGGCAACAAUGAUCGUGGAAUGAAUGGCGGACCCAUCAACAAUGGCUCACCCGGGGAUCGUUUGCCUAAUAUAAUCUGGUCUGAAUUAAAAUUGUCGCCGUUCCAAAAGAACUUCUAUCAACCUAGUACGACCGUUGCCGAACGCUCAAAAACAGAUGUGGACGGUUAUCUCACAACCAAUGAGGUUACUUUGAAAGGUGAUAGCAUUCCAUCGCCCAGCAUUGAAUUUAGCGAGCCUGGUUUUCCGGACCAUGUUUUAGCUGGAAUAAAGAAGAUGGGAUUUGCCAAGCCAACUGCUAUACAAGCUCAGGGUUGGCCGAUCGCUCUUAGUGGACGGGACAUGGUCGGUGUAGCACAGACUGGCUCGGGUAAGACCCUCGCUUAUGUGUUGCCCGCUGUGGUACACAUCAGUCAUCAGGCUCGUUUGGAGCGCGGUGAUGGGCCAAUCGCUCUCAUUUUGGCGCCUACGCGUGAACUAGCUCAACAGAUACAACAAGUUGCAAACGAUUUCGGUUCCCAGACUCAUGUACGCAAUACAUGCAUUUUCGGCGGAGCACCGAAACAACCACAAGCGCGUGACUUGGAACGCGGUGUUGAAAUUGUGAUUGCUACACCUGGCCGCCUACUCGAUUUCCUAGAGCGGGGCGUAACCAACUUGCGCCGUUGUACUUAUCUAGUAUUGGAUGAGGCUGAUCGCAUGCUAGAUAUGGGAUUUGAACCACAAAUUCGGCGUAUAAUAAAGCAGAUUCGCCCAGAUCGUCAAGUGUUAAUGUGGUCGGCGACAUGGCCAAAAGAAGUGCGCAAUCUUGCUGAAGAAUUCCUUGAUAACUAUAUACAGAUUAACAUUGGCUCACUAACACUUUCAGCCAAUCACAAUAUACUCCAAAUAGUAGAUGUGUGCGAAGAGAAUGAGAAAGAUAAUAAGCUCAUAAAGCUUUUGUCGGAAAUUUCUGCCGAAUCCGAAACGAAGACAAUUAUCUUCGUGGAGACAAAGAAACGUGUCGAUGAAAUAACCCGUACUAUUGGGCGUAGUGGAUGGCGCGUGUGUGCUAUUCACGGCGACAAGUCGCAACAAGAGCGUGAUUUUGUUUUGUCGUCAUUUCGUAAUGGACGGCACUCAAUUUUGGUAGCAACCGAUGUGGCUGCACGCGGCCUAGAUGUUGACGAUGUUAAAUUCGUAAUUAAUUACGAUUAUCCUUCGAAUUCGGAGGACUACGUGCAUCGCAUCGGGCGUACAGGGCGCUCGAACAAUACGGGAACGGCAUACACCUUGUUUACCACUUCAAACGCUAACAAAGCUAAUGACUUGAUACAAGUGCUGCGCGAAGCUAAUCAGGUCAUCAAUCCACGACUUGUUGAGAUGGCAUCAUCUUCGGGCUAUAAUAAUAAACGCAACUCGCGUGGUGGCUAUCAGAAUCGUGGUGGUAUGGGUGGUGGUGGUGGCUACGGCAAUCGCGGUAAUCGCUCUUAUGGUAACAAUGCUGGCGGCAUGGGUGGUGCUCAAUCAUAUCAGCAGCGUCCACCACAAAUAGCUAAUGGUGGCCAAAUGUAUCAACGUCCAAGUGGACCACCUUCUCGAUUCUCAGCCGCUCCUCAAGCUGGCUACGAACGCAACCAGCACACCGGUGGCAAUAAGCCUUAUGGUGCCGGUGCUGGAGCCGAAGGUGGUGAUAAGCGACGUUUCAAUCCCCAGCAACAACCGCCACAGCAGUCUUUAGGUUAUCAGCAGCAACCCCCGCGCAUGUCAUAUGGUGGCAAUAAUGCACACCAUCAACCGCCGCCAAAUCACCGGGCGGCAGGCAGUGCUGCUGGUGCAUCCGGAAUGUACGCACAUGCACCUCCUUCUCAUCAUUCAGGAGGCAGUAACUAUGCCGUUCCCUCUGGAUUUGGAGCGGCGUCCGGCAGUAAUAUGUUUGCUUAUCCUCCGCCCCCAUUGCCCGCGCAAAACUAAAAACCCAUAAUAUAGAAGUAAUUUUAACAUCAUCAGUAAUUUAAAACGUAAUGAAUUAACUUCUGCACUUGGCAUUUGAUUAGAUUAAAUUAUGUUAUUCUUGUGUGUGUGUUGUACUAAUGUACGCCAAGUCAUAGUACGCAAGUGUUUUGUAGCAUGACGCGAUAUUUGAAGGAGAUCCGCACUGCAAUGCUUCAGUUCAAUUUAAACGUACCGGAAAUACUACUUGUUUGGGUGGUUGUUUUGGUUCAACAUUUAUUUCUAAGCUGUGCACAUGACGGAAUUAUACCAGGUGAAGUAAUUAGAGCGAGAAGAAAGAUUUUGACACUGCCUUAUUUGAAAAAUUGCCUUUAAAAUUGAACUAUAAGGCAGCCGAAUGACAGAAAAUAAAGCGAGACAGCUGUUUUAUUACUUCACCUGUUUAUUGCGCUAUGAGCUGUGCAUUUCUUUUACUUUACUUCUUAUUUGAUUGUAUUGUUGCUGUCUCUGUUUCCCUUUUUUUUGGAUAAUUUACACAUCUUUACACCGCAACUUCGUGACAAAGGGCUUUUCCAAAGUUCUUGCGCAAGCCUGCACUAAUUUUUAUUUAAUUUUGGAAACUUUUGCAAGAAAUGUUUUUUUUUUUAACCGAAGAGCUAUGAUUUUUUCCAAUGCAGAGUUUUUAUCUCCAGUAUAGAUCCCGGUUAUGACAUCGAGCAUACAGCUAUAUUCAUUACAUCAACAUAAAUGAUCACGUUCAUCAAACUUUAAAAAUACAUGCUAGUUAUUACAAUAUAUUAACAUAGUUGAAGUGAAUUGUAUUCCUUGGAUUUUAAUGGACAUAUUAAUGUUUACGUACCAUAAAAUUUAAACAAAUAUACUUCAAUAAAAGUAUACACAUAAAUAUGCCUAACACAUGGUAUAUUUAAAACCCCUA